Messenger RNA from Herpailurus yagouaroundi (jaguarundi), 8762 nucleotides. RefSeq names its product hedgehog interacting protein (gene HHIP). The transcript has 13 exons. Bases 30 to 2132 code for a protein of 700 amino acids. NCBI's taxonomy places the organism in Eukaryota, Metazoa, Chordata, Mammalia, Carnivora, Felidae. The record is from RefSeq and is a predicted model, not a curated record.
CGCCGAGCCCCUGCCGCUCGGGGCAGACGAUGCUGAAGAUGCUCUCCUUUAAGCUGCUGCUCCUGGCCGUGGCUCUGGGCUUCUUUGAAGGAGAUGCUAAGUUUGGGGAAAGAAUCGAAGGGAGCGGAGCGCGGAGGAGAAGGUGCCUGAAUGGGAACCCCCCGAAGCGCCUGAAAAGGAGAGAUAGGCGGAUGAUGUCCCAGCUGGAGCUGCUGAGUGGGGGAGAGAUGCUGUGCGGUGGCUUCUACCCUCGGCUGUCCUGCUGUCUGCGGAGUGACAGCCCAGGGUUGGGGCGCCUGGAUAACAAGAUAUUUUCUGUUACCAACAACACAGAAUGUGGGAAGUUACUGGAGGAAAUCAAGUGUGCACUUUGCUCUCCACAUUCUCAGAGCCUGUUCAACUCACCUGAAAGAGAAGCCUUGGAAAGAGACCUUGUACUUCCCCUGCUCUGCAAAGACUAUUGCAAAGAAUUCUUUUAUACUUGCCGAGGCCAUAUUCCAGGUUUCCUUCAAACUACUGCUGAUGAGUUUUGCUUUUACUAUGCAAGAAAAGAUGGUGGGUUGUGCUUUCCAGAUUUUCCAAGAAAACAAAUCAGAGGACCAGCAUCUAACUACUUGGACCAGAUGGAAGAAUAUGACAAAGUGGAAGAGAUCAGCAGGAAGCACAAACACAACUGCUUCUGUAUCCAGGAGGUGGUGAAUGGGCUGCGCCAGCCUGUCGGUGCCCUGCACAGCGGGGACGGCUCGCACCGGCUCUUCAUUCUGGAAAAAGAAGGUUACGUGAAGAUACUUACCCCCGAAGGAGAAAUUUUCAAGGAGCCUUAUUUGGACAUUCACAAACUUGUUCAAAGUGGAAUAAAGGGAGGAGAUGAAAGAGGUCUGCUAAGCCUCGCAUUCCAUCCCAAUUACAAGAAAAAUGGAAAGCUGUAUGUGUCUUAUACCACCAACCAAGAACGGUGGGCUAUUGGGCCUCAUGACCACAUUCUUCGAGUUGUGGAAUACACAGUAUCCAGAAAAAAUCCCCAUCAAGUUGAUUUGAGGACAGCCAGAGUAUUUCUUGAAGUGGCAGAACUCCACAGAAAGCAUCUAGGAGGGCAACUGCUCUUUGGCCCUGAGGGCUUUUUGUACAUCAUUCUCGGUGAUGGGAUGAUCACACUGGAUGAUAUGGAAGAAAUGGAUGGGUUAAGUGAUUUCACAGGGUCGGUGCUGCGGCUGGACGUGGACACAGAUAUGUGCAACGUGCCUUAUUCCAUCCCCAGAAGUAAUCCGCACUUCAACAGCACCAACCAGCCCCCGGAAGUGUUUGCGCACGGCCUGCACGAUCCAGGCAGAUGUGCUGUGGAUCGACAUCCCACUGAUAUAAACAUCAAUUUAACAAUACUUUGUUCAGACUCCAAUGGAAAGAACAGAUCAUCAGCCAGAAUCCUACAGAUAAUAAAGGGGAAAGACUAUGAAAGUGAGCCAUCACUUUUAGAAUUCAAGCCAUUCAGUAAUGGUCCUUUGGUGGGUGGAUUUGUUUACCGAGGAUGCCAGUCUGAAAGACUGUAUGGAAGCUAUGUGUUUGGAGACCGGAAUGGGAAUUUCUUAACCCUCCAGCAAAGUCCCGUGAGCAAGCAAUGGCAAGAAAAACCACUCUGUCUCGGCAACAGUGGUUCCUGUAGAGGUUACUUUUCAGGUCACAUCUUGGGAUUUGGAGAAGAUGAAUUAGGUGAAGUUUACAUUCUAUCAAGUAGUAAAAGUAUGACCCAGACUCACAAUGGAAAACUCUACAAAAUUGUAGAUCCCAAAAGACCUCUGAUGCCCGAGGAGUGCAGAGCCACGGUACAGCCUGCACAGACAUUGACUUCGGAAUGCUCCCGGCUCUGUCGGAACGGCUACUGUACCCCCACGGGCAAGUGUUGCUGCACCCCAGGAUGGGAAGGGCACUUCUGCAGAAUUGCAAAAUGUGAGCCAGCGUGUCGUCAUGGAGGCGUCUGUGUGCGACCGAACAAGUGCCUCUGUAAAAAAGGCUAUCUUGGUCCUCAGUGUGAACAAGUGGACAGAAACAUCCGCAGAGUGACCAGGGCAGGUAUUCUUGAUCAGAUCAUUGACAUGACAUCUUAUUUGCUGGAUCUAACAAGUUACAUUGUAUAGUUUCUGGGACUGUUUGAAUCUUCCUUUCCAAUGGGCAUUUAUUUUUUAUCCUGUCAUUAAAAAGAAAGACUGUUCUCCUGCUACACACUUCCUGUGAUUUCAUUUUCUUUUAUUAAUUUAAAAAUAAUUUCCAGAAAUGUGCAGAUCCUGUGUGUGUAUGUCGGCACGUUUGUUCACAUAUGCACAUACACACACACACACACACUCACAACCUCUAUACGCGUGGUUGCAUAACAGAUGGGUUUUAAAUAUAUAUAUUUCCUUGUGUGGGGUAAUUUACACAGAAGUUCCAUUGUAAAUUGAUAACGGAAUUUUUAUGUCACCAAAAGAGAUUAUCUGACUUCCCAGGAAUUUUCUGUCUGUAAUAGCUAAAGUCAACUUUAAUGGAGUUUUGAAACAUUACUGUGCAAUCUGAUGGAUCUAAUAAAAAAGGCAAUAUUUUUAUAUUAAAGGAUUAUAAUGUGAGAGAAUGUUUCAGAACUCCCUGAUGAAUUUCUAAAUGGGCGACGAUAUAAAAUUGUAAUCUUCAUUUGUAUCAAUGUAUCCAAUUACAGAAUGUUACCCACUUACCUUCUUAUUGGCAGAGAAAUCCGGUUACUCUAGUUUAAUCUCAAGAUUGUUUUCAAGCGUUUUAUAAUUAAAUCAUAACGGCAUAUUCUGAAAUCAAUCUUCCUAAAAGGUCUGCUUUUAUUAUAUAUUGUAUCUAACAAUAGGCACUGGGUUUGUGUUACCUAUUUAUAUUUUUUAUUUUAUUUUUAUAAUAUAGACAUCACCUAGAUGAAACAUCUUUGCCCUGUCCUGUAAAAUACUAAAGUUACAUUUUUCACCAACUUAAUUGGAAAGAAGGGGAGUGAGAAAGCAAACAGUCUUUAAUGUGCUGUGGAUCUAAUCUAGCAAUGUGCCCCUGUGCCAACAUGUAAUCAUUAACGACGGAUGAAAAAGCAAGAAAACAGCCAAUCCUUAUAAAAUUCCAGCAUUAAACAUAUGUAAAGUGCUUUUCACCAUAGCAAGACUGUCAGAGUAUAUGUGAUUAGAACGUUGCAGAUUUCACACUGAAUGAAACUCACUGGAGAAGAGCUCACUCGUUUCUAACAAAUCUUGGCUAUGUAAGCUUAAAAUACUAAUUCUUGCCAAAUAUGAGUUUUAAUGUAUAUGUUCCUUUUAAGACCUCAGUGAAAAUCCUCUUUGGUUAAUGUAUGAAUAAAUUUCUAUAAAUGUUCUGUUCAGGUUUUUAAAGAAAUGCCAUGAUCUAAUUUAAAACUGCAAAAAAUCUGAUAGACAUUUUUCUUACUGGUUUUUGAGGCCAGCUCUCCACAUUUGGAUUGUAACAAAAUCAUAAGGCCUCUUUGCACUACUGAGAAAGCAUCUAUCGUGACGUGCACACACCCGCUAUGGGUUGUCCUUCUGUAAACAUCUGUUCUUCCAGAAUCUAAAUUGUAGACUAGUACAGAAUAUGAGCACAGGCUGACUGUCCAAACCCACUCCUUACCUUUGGGAAUAUGAACCUCAAUUAAAAAGAAUAAAAUCGGGUAACUAGUAUUUCUCUAUUGUUUUAAAGUGAGAGGUUUGCAAUUAAAGCACAGUGAGCAUUUAUGUAGAAAGGUUGGUUAAGUACACUGCUCUUGUCUUCCAUAUAUGAUUGCUUAAGUUUCAAGUGACCUCAUGCCAAAUGGAAAUGGGUUGAGAAAUCUUGGUUCAGUGCUUAGUGAACAAUAGCCUGCAUUAAAAAGUGCAUGCAUAAUUUUGCACAAUUUAGAUUCAAUUGACAGUCUAUUCAAAGAAGUCUCAGGAUUAAAUGAGCAUGGAGACCAAAUUGCCCUCUUACCCCAGAAAAGGGGUGGUCCCUUCUAGUCACACUAACACUUCAUUGGCCCAAGAGUGUGACAAAUCUUGCAAUGAACCUGCAGUAGCCCGCAUCUGGAGGUUAAUAGCAGUCUUUUGUCUCCUUUGCUUUCUCUUCAUAGCCCUUUUACUGAAUUCCAUCACAGAAAGUUUUACAAUUAAAAAAAAAAUGUCCUGACAACCAUUUUUGUAAAUGGACCUUACCAUCUAAUCGUCCCUUAUUCAACGUGGGUGACAUUAACAAAAUGUGAACUUCUGGUGAGGGAGCCAGCUGUCUAAAUCUGUCAAAUUGUGCAGUUUUAUUACACAUUCUCCUGUUCAUAGUUUCACUGAAAACAAUAAGGAUACUGCUAUAUAUUCAGCAAAAUCUGAAAAAUCCAGGGUUUCUUCUUACACACUUAAUCUUUCCAUCUCUUCCAAAAGAAUCUUUCCAAACGAAAAGGUGUUAUAUUGCCAUUAGUCCUACUGUUUAAAAAUAUCUAUAUUAAAUUGACCAGACCCAAACGUUUACACAGUCCUUUCCCAAGCGAAAGAGUUUCAAAUGUCUUGGAAAAACAUAUGUACCCCAGGUGUCACUGCCUUUUCUAUUGUGAAUCAUUAGAAUAAAAGGCUAAACUCUUCUAAAAGCGAAGAUAGCAAGAUCCAUGGAUAUUAAACCCGAACAAAGAAAGUCAAGUCGUUGGAGCCAUUUCUUUUUGUUCUUGGGAGAGACGUAAAUAGCGGUGGCUAAUUGAUGGCGACAUAUUUUAAACUCAGUGAUCAUUUCAAAAAAAUCUUUUGACCUUUCUUUUUUCCAGUCAGAUUUUUAAACUGUGACUGGAGAAUUCUCUUGAAUGAUCCAUGAUAGGCAGGUAGGAAUUGGUUAAAAUAUGAGCUAGGGAAAAAGUUAUUGUUUUGUCCUGUGAAUGGCAAUGUCUCCUUGGUUCUGGAAGCACACAAUCAGAAUGCAAAAAAUCAUGUCCUUGGUAUGGGUGUAGAUGUGUGAGAUAAAGCUAAAAUAAAUAAAUAGAAAAAUGUAUAUUAUUACUCCUUUGUCCAUUCUGGACCUUAAGCUUUGGGUGUCCAUUUAAUGUGAAAUGCUGUUAUGGAAGUUAUAAAGGGUUGGAAAAAAAAAAAAACUUUCUACCAUGGCUUUGGCCAAACUCUUGUCCUGGUUAAUAGAACCCUGCUUUCUGGCCAGUUCUUUAAGGUAAUGAGAAGAAAACUGAAUUGGCACAUCAUUAAACUGAAAAGAAAAGAAGAGUUAAAAAAAAAAUAAGGUGUGUGAUGAUAAAAAGUUCCAUCUAUACCUUUUCUUCUUGGAGUUUUGUUUCGGUGUGGCUAUUGUAAAAUAUAGGUCUUACUCUUUCACAAAGAAUACUCAGAAGUUUUCUCAGAUUAUUGGACUAUCUCAUAAAGAAAGAGCAGAGAAACAUACACAUACAACAUAGACGCACGACCUGAAUAGAAAACCAUUCUCUUUUUCAUUUAUAUACUUCAGAGCAGGUGCCUCUUCUCUAUUGAUUUCUUUGAAAAUAAUUACAGCCCAAUGUAUUAACAACCUUAAUAUAUUUCUUUUCAGUAUUAUUUUUUAAUCUCUGAAUCAUAAACUGUAUAAUAAGCCUACCAGGUAUGAAAUAUGAGGUUAGAUGCUACAUCCAGGGUCUUUCAAAGCACACAUUAACUUAAACUUAAUUAUUAGUCUAACAUUCUUAGCUUUGAAACAGAAAAGAGAAAGCAAGACCAAAUUUUUAAGAGGAAAAAUAUGUAUACCCUAGGCAGAUGUAGUUGGCUGAUUGAUAUGUUAAAGUUUCUGAGCGUCUCUACAGAAUAUUACCUAUAGUAUUUAUCUCUACCCCCAUCUCUGUCUCUCUCUCUGUCUCUCUGUCUCUCUUCUCUCACCUUCCCUCCCCCCCCCCCAUAUAUCCUUCUUCCUAUAACCUCUUCCAUUUCUAUCAGUUUUGACUAAACAGACAUGUCUUCAGUAGUACACCCAUAAUGAAGAUGUCCUGGGGUAGAUAGCUAUUGAUUUUGCUUAUUAUGAUCUUUGUUUUCCUGAAAAACACCCUCUCCCAGUGUCACAUGUGCUCAGACUCUAUCAUGAAGAACAGUAGACAAAUAUGAAUAUAUUAGAUCGACCUAUUACAGCUGUCGAAAAAAAUAACCAAAAGGAUAAAUGACUACAAUCCUGGAUGCUCCAGCUUGGCUUGUGUUCCAUCAUAGAUACAGGAAAACACAAAGAAUACCCCAGUCAAGAGCUUGAGCUAACAGUAGUAAAAGUUAGUAGCUAUUUCCUAGUCAGGCACGACCAUCUGUAUGGAGUCUGUUUUGAAGAUUAUUCCAAAUCUCUCCUUUCCCCACCUCUGGGUUGAGACUUGAACUUGCGGAGAAAUCAGACCAAAGUUCCAUGCCCCGAAAAUGUACAUAUAUCUGUAUCCGUGCUAGGAAGUUAGUGAGCCUAUUAUUGUGAAUACUUUCAGAAAGGCCCUCUUCAGAAUAUCCUAAAGAAAUACGUUUGCUAUCUUACAUUCUUUCUCUUCAUCACUCUAACACAAAUUAGUCAUACCUUCAAUAAUUAACAAUGUCAGAGAAGGUGGACACUGAAUAAUAGAAGCAUUUUGAUAUGAAAAAUACUAAAACCAUGACCUUAAAAUCUGCCAAACACUAAUCCUAGCCAACUUCAACACUUCUGUCUCUUAAAUAUCUUCUCGUAAGGUUUAAAAUUGCUUUAAAAUAAGUGUUUAGGACAGUGAGCUGCAUUCAAGACAUCACGAGUGCCAUUUUCUUGUCCAUCAUAGUGGUAUCCUCCCUAGCUGCUAGGAAGAGAUGUAUUCAUUUGUCAGCUCAGCACUUUUCUUAAAAUCUCCAAUUAAAUCUGAACCCAGCAGAUGCCCAUUAUUUACCUUGCUUUCUUUUGUAUAGGUCAUAUAUAAGCAGAUUGAAAAAAUAAAGAGUAAAAUAAUGGAUUCCUGGUAUCCACAUAAAGCCUUAGGUCUAAAAAUUGUUAAUGCUUUUUUUUAAGCCAGAUUACACACUGACUUACCACAAAAAAAAAAACAAAAAGAUAUCAAUUCAACAUGAAUUCUAACCUAUUAGAAUUUGCUCAUGUAUACCACAGUCAGACAUCUAGUUUCAGUAAGGAUAUUUUUUUGCAUGUGUCAAUUAUAUAUUACUUAAAAUCAAAAUAUAUGUAUAUUUUAUAUAUACAUGCAAAUUAACAAAUGUUUGGUGGGUUAUCUCAAUUGACUGUAAUAUGUUAAGUUAAAAAAACACAUUUUUAGCACAUAGGAUUGAAAGAACAGAACAUUAACAGUGCUGUAAAAUUCAUAAUGGAUAAAUUUAUAAUAAACUUUGUCUUCAUAGUUAGAAACUAAUUCCAGUACAUUUCUCUUUGCACUGACGACUAGCCAAUAGUUUCCAUUCAUAUGAACAAUGUGUGAUCAGGUUUGGUGUAGUCUAUGCCCAGAAUGUAUGUUGGGUGUUUCUUUACCCCAUUCUUAAAAUCUGAGACAUGACUUUUCCUAGAAUAAGUUAAGAUUACAUGUAUAGUAGAACCUAAUACUAUUAAUACAUUCUAUUCAUAAUACUAUUAUUGAGAAAUUAAAUUGACAGCCUUACGAGAAUCAGGUGCUCUCCGUAUCUCAUAUCCACAGGACAUAUUUGGACAUGCAUUUCACCAAGAACCACAUAGUAACAAGAUAAAUGAUAUGAAAGUAGUAUGGAAUUUGGAUGGCUUGAUUCCCUAGGACAUAUUAAUUUGAAAGAAACCCAUCUAAUUAAAAUGAAAAAAUUAUCAAAUCAUUAUCAUCAAUAAGCAUAAAAGAAAUCUGAAAAAACAAAACAAAACCCCUGUGUCUUCCCUGGCUUUAUCUUUAUGAUUAAUUUAGUCCAGUUUUAAAGAAUAGUUAGCUUUCUUAUUCUUCUAAUGUGUUUUCGUUCUUCUAGCUGUUCAUUUUCCUUUAGGUUGUUGACAAGUAACGGAUCCUUGCCUGAAUUUCUGUUAGGACAUGGAAAGCUGUGAGAACAAGUGGUAAAGGCAGGUACAUGUUUGAGGGAGCAGAGGUAAUAUAGGUACUAGUUGGGAUUUGCAUAAAUGUUCUCCUGAAGGGUAAUAGGCAAAGUCAUUGGCUCAGAUAAUCCCUCUAAAUUUGACUUAAUCUGAUUUAUUUAACCAAGUUAUUAAAACAUUCAGUUCUCUUUGAUCAAUCCUCUAUUAUUCAGCUACCUUUCCAUUCAUUAACUCCACAUAUAUUUAUUGAAGUGUCUGGAAUGAUUAUGUGCUAUAAAAAAGGCAAGGAUGUUUACAAUGGGGGAUUGUGAGCCCAGUGGGUAUGAUGAACAUGUUUGAAGCAAAAGACAAUAACCAGUCACACCCAAGCAGCUCCAAUUCAGCUCAACUUAGAGUCCAGCAAUAAUAGUACAGAUGGCCUAAAGUACAUCUGUGUGUAUCUGUACGUGUGCACACACCCAUGUAUAUAUAUAUUUAUCUAUCUGUACAAACACUACAUAUGUAUACACACUAUCUAUGUAAUAUAUAAUAUAUGUAUAAUGCAUAUAAAUUCUAACAAGUGUAUUUGUGUUAUCUUUAAAAUAGAACGAUUGUAUCUUAAAGUGGUAAAUGCAGAGAAUUGGAUUUUAUUGUUGAUCUGUGGAUUUAAUGAUUUUUAGGUGAAAAGGAUGUUUAAGUGUACAAUUUCUUUUCUUAAUUUAAUAUAUUUAUGUAAAUGCAUGCCUGAAAUUUGGUUAGAUUGGCUGUGUUUUGUGUCCUUUAACAUGAUCAAAUGUAUUAAACUUUAUCUUAUGACCUGA